AGCGCGCUACCGCGGAUUUCGCGGCCGGGACCCAGUGCUGGGUGCGCGCGCCUAGCGCCCGCGCAUCUUCACUGCCUGCAGCCCCGGCCCCCAAACGAUCCCGCGCAGCGUGAGGCGUCCGUUCCCGCCCCUCCGUUCCCCUCUCCGCCCUCCCGGGGCGGGCCAGGAGCUGCGCACGCGCGGGGACGCGCGCCGGGCCUGUUGCUGUGGAAACGGCUCCGCCAGCGCCUGUCGGGACCUGGGGAUCCCCGCACGCAGCGGUGGGAGCCGGUGGACCGCGCCCCCGGCCGGCCCCCACCUCCGUUUCCCGGUAUUUCCUGAUUCGGGCCUCCAGUCGGGGAGUUCACCCCUCGGGCUCGUCAGUAGGGCUGUGGCUGUCGCCUCUUCCUGCAGCGCCAGGCUCCGCCCGCCCUCAAAGUCGGCUUAGGUGCUUUCCGUGCACUGCGGUUGGGUGGAAAAAUACCCACUCCUGGCUGUUUAGACGUUGGCCUGCAGAAGAUGUCAUUUCUGUAUUUCUCUAAGGCAGGAAGUCAUUAUGCAACUUACACAUUGUCAUCAGAUUUCCUCUGAUUUACCCUGACGUGUAUGUGGUAAUGAUGUGCACUGCCAAGAAAUGUGGGAUUAGAUUUCAGCCUCCAGCUAUUAUCUUAAUCUAUGAGAAUGAAAUCAAGGGGAAAAUUCGCCAGCGAAUUAUGCCAGUUCGAAACUUUUCAAAGUUUUCAGAUUGCACCAGGGCUGCUGAACAAUUAAAGAAUAAUCCACGACACAAGAGUUACCUGGAACAAGUAUCCCUGAGGCAGCUAGAGAAGCUAUUCAGUUUUUUACGAGGUUACUUGUCGGGGCAGAGCUUGGCAGAAACAAUGGAACAGAUUCGUCGGGAAACAACCAUUGAUCCUGAGGAGGAUCUGAACAAACUAGAUGACAAGGAGCUUGCCAAAAGGAAGAGCAUCAUGGAUGAACUGUUUGAAAAAAAUCAGAAGAAGAAGGAUGAUCCAAAUUUUGUUUAUGACAUUGAGGUUGAAUUCCCACAGGACGAACAACUGCAGUCCUGUGGCUGGGACACAGAGUCAGCUGAUGAGUUCUGAUACCAAACACUCAAAAAAUGUAUUAGGCUAGCAGAAUACCUAUAUUUAUACCAGAUUGGUUCUGGAAAAAGCUUUAAAGAAUACUAAAUUUAUAUGUUGGGUUAUAGGGGAUUGACCAUGUUACUUUUCAAAACCAAGACAUUUAAAGCAUCUGCUAUGUAGGUGCAUGAGGAAUAUGGGAAAAACAGAAUAAAGGAAUCUGUCUUUAAGGAGCUUGCAAUCAUGCUGGGCACAGUGGCUCACGCCUUAAUCCCAGCACUUUGGGAGGCUGAGGCAGGCAGAUCACCUGAGGUCAGGAGUUUGAGACCAGCCUGGCCAGCGUGGUGAAACCCUGUCUCUACUAAAGAUACAAAAAUUAGCCUGGCAUGGUGGUGGGCACCUGUAAUCCCACCUACAGAAGAGACUGAAGCAGGAGAAUCACUUGAACCCUGGAGGCGGAGGUUGCAGUGAGCCAAGAUCACACCAUUGCACUCUAGCCUGGGCAACAAGAGCAAAAUUCCAUCUCAAAAAAAAAAAAGCUUACAGUCAGUCUAACUGGAAGAUGUAAAAAAUGUGAAAAGCUAACUGGCAGUAUUAAACAACAAAAAGAUUAGAGCCAAAUGCACGAUAAAGGCUAAAGAAGUUCAGAGCCUAUAUUACUGUAGAGUAGAACAGUAAGAGAAGACUUUGUCCUUUAGUAAAGAGAUAGGAGUUGGCCUGGCCCUUGAAAUAGUAGUAUUUAGGUAGCCGCUUGUGUAGGAUUCCAGAUAAGAGCAACUGAAAAGAAGGAAAGGAGAGGUAGUAAAGGUAUAAGAAGCAGAAUUUUUUUUUGAGGAAUAAGCAAAUUAUAGUUUGACAAGAUUGGGGGCCCUAUACGGUUACCAGGGAAUUAUCUUGUAUGUGUUAUGUCUUUGUAUGUAUUUAACUCUGGAAAAGAGUACCCCUGCAAAAUGCCCUGCAGCUGCAAGUAGAUAUCACUUGAUGGACAAAAGGGGAAUUCUGCCCCUCUGGCAUCAGGAAAUAUAUACUAAAGACAUUGUGAAAUGCUGAACCUCUUCCCAUAAAUAAAGGUUUGUUUGUAAAAUGGGAAAUCCACCCAUAAUAAAUGAACAAUAGGCACUGCCAGUUUAGGCCUAUUCGUGACUGGAUCUGCAAGAGAGCAUCUUCAUUUAACAACAUUAUCUGUAAUUUGAUACAUUUAUUCUGAUUAGAAUAUUGUUUAAUUGGUAGAAAUUCUAUGUUUUCUACAAGGAAACUGAUGCUUAUUAAAUUAUAGUGAAAAUAAU
This is a messenger RNA of Sapajus apella (tufted capuchin), 2350 nucleotides long. RefSeq names its product centrosomal protein 19 (gene CEP19). The transcript has 3 exons. The record is from RefSeq and is a predicted model, not a curated record. Gene Ontology annotation, cellular component: spindle pole; ciliary basal body; centrosome. Lineage: Eukaryota; Metazoa; Chordata; Mammalia; Primates; Cebidae. Bases 594 to 1085 code for a protein of 163 amino acids. Gene Ontology annotation, biological process: microtubule anchoring at centrosome; trans-Golgi to periciliary membrane compartment transport.